Molecule: messenger RNA, 633 nt
Organism: Cornus florida
Lineage: Eukaryota; Viridiplantae; Streptophyta; Magnoliopsida; Cornales; Cornaceae
Exons: 1
Coding region: 1-633 (210 amino acids)
Source: RefSeq, a predicted model, not a curated record
AUGCCUUUUGGGUUGACUAACACUCUGACAGCUUUUAUGGAUUUGAUGAAUCUAGUGUUUCGACCUUACUUAGAUCAGUUUGUUGUGGUAUUUGUUGAUGACAUUCUGAUAUAUUCUAAAACUAAGGAGGAGCAUGAGAGACACUUAAGCAUUACACUUCAGACUCUACGUGAUCAUCAGGUUUAUGCUAAGUUUGAGAAGUGUGACUUUUGGCAAGAGCAGAUUCAGUUUUUGGGGCAUGUGAUCUCUAAGGAUGGAGUUUCAGUAGAUUCUGCCAAGGUGGAGGCUGUGAUGAGUUGGAAACAGCCUGCUACUGUCACUGAGAUUCAUAGUUUCUUUGGACUGGCAAGAUACUACAGGUGCUUCAUUGAGGGUUUCUCCAAGAUUGCUGCACCUUUGACUCGUUUGACUCGGAAGGACGUGAAGUUUGUUUGGGAUCACCGUUGUGAGCAGGCAUUUAAGGAGCUGAAGACGCGAUUGACUUUAGCACCAGUUCUUACCAUUCCUGUUAGUGGUGAGAGAUUUGUGAUUUACACAGAUGCAUCACAUCAGGGUCUUGGCUGUGUUUUAAUGCAAGAUGAUAAGGUGGUAGCAUAUGUUUCUAGGCAGCUUAAGCCACAUGAGCAGAAUUAA